Molecule: messenger RNA, 874 nt
Organism: Limanda limanda (common dab)
Lineage: Eukaryota; Metazoa; Chordata; Actinopteri; Pleuronectiformes; Pleuronectidae
Gene: mrpl41
Product: mitochondrial ribosomal protein L41
Exons: 2
Coding region: 97-504 (135 amino acids)
Biological process (GO): translation
Cellular component (GO): mitochondrial large ribosomal subunit
Molecular function (GO): structural constituent of ribosome
Source: RefSeq, a predicted model, not a curated record
CUGCACAUUUCUUUACACUGUCACACACGAUACUGAAACAGGAGUGACUGUGUGCUCAAGGUUUUCUCUACUCUUUGAGGAGGAAACUGUAGCACCAUGGGUGUGUUAUCUACUCUGAUGAGGGGUCUGGUGAGAGGAGCGGACAGGAUGUCUGAGUUCACCAGCAAGCGAGGAUCAAGGACUCAUAAUAAAGGCAGGGGCGCGAGGCCCACUGGACUGAAUCUCUCUAGCAGAAAGUUUCUGGCCAUAAGAGCCAUGAUUCCUGAGUUUGUGGUGCCCAACCUGGAGGGAUUCAAGCUGAAGCCCUACGUCUCGUAUCGCUCACCCAGGGGAAUGGAGCCUCCACUCACAGCACAGAGCGUGUUUGCUGAGGUGGUGGCCCCUCAGAUCAAGAAAGACUUUGAAGAUGGCACCUUUAGCAAAGAGCAGCUGGAGAAAUAUGGAUUUGAGCCCACACAAGAAGGGAAGCUCUUCAAGCUCUAUCCCAAGAACUAUGUGCGUUAAAGACACACUCUUGUUGUAAUGUAUUCACAAGUGAAGGCACAGGUUUCUGAUCAACUGGACAUAAAGCUGCAGAUCCACAUGUGACACUUUGAGGAGACGCAUCACAAAAAAGGCUGGCCUUUCGGUUCAGAAAACCAGUUUCCUUCAUGUCGUUGAUUUCUGUUACUUAAGAAUAAACCUGAGAUCAAUGUCACAGAAUUGUUCAUUCAUUAUUGCAUUUUUAUCAGCUGGGUUUGAGUUGAUCAGCAUUUACAUGUGGGUUGCAGGUUUACAAAUGAGCGUGAUUGUUCAGAAGGGUUUUUGUUUGUUUCUCUGAACUUCUUAAUAAAAAAACAACUGUUCACUAGUGACAAAGUUGAGAUAUACACAG